AAAAGCAAAUUUAGAUCUUAUGAAUUGGAAAUACGAGUGCAGCGACGAAUCUAGCUCAUCCUGCUCAGAAGCACCAAAAACUAGGAAGAAAACACUCAAAAACAAAAAGAAGAAGAAGAAGCGAACUGCUCCAGAUCGGAGCAUGCAGACAGUUACCACCAACGAGUUCAAAGUAAAUGAAAUACUGCCUGAAAAAACUCCUGUGAAACAUUCAAAGAAUAAACCAGCUAACAUUUUGCAACCGAUUCAACACAGAAUGCUUGGCGAUAGUGCUUACAAUCCUCAAAUGAUUAAACUUAUUGAAAUUCAAAAUAAAUUGAUUUCACUCAAGAAUAAAUUGUGGUUUGGUGUGGGUGAUAUGGAUCCACAAAAUCCUCUGUCAUGGGGUCUGAAGAGUGAUUGCAAAGAUAAAGAAGCCCUUAUAAUGAAGACACAGAAAAACGAAAAGAAAAAAUCAACGCACAAAAAAAGUCAUAAACCAAAAGACGAUAAAAAGGAGGAACCAAAAACCAACAAGAAAACUAAUAAUAUAACUAUAAAGCGUCAGCAGACCAUUGACCAAAUCAACAACCACAAGGUUCAAAAACCGAGAAGAAGUCCAACGUUCCGAGUGAUCAAAGUUAAUUUUGAUUCCAAACUGCCCCAGGAAAUCAGCCAAGCAAACGGCAAAACUAAGAAGAAGAAAAAGAAACCAGCUAAAAGUACCAAACUAGCAUUGAUGCCAAAUGAGUAGUAUCAUAUUAUACAUUAUUUAUGCAAUGCCUGCAAUGUUAUUCAUCCGAGGUACAAAUUUGAAGUCCUGUGUUGUCCAAGCCACGACAACGAAAUAAAGUGGUCAAAAUUAGACGGACAUUAAAACUAAUCACAUCUUGUCAAUAUCAUGUGUUUUACAAUAAAUGUCAUGUGUAUGUAUGUGAAA
Messenger RNA from Dalotia coriaria, 919 nucleotides. RefSeq lists its product as uncharacterized. The record is from RefSeq and is a predicted model, not a curated record. NCBI's taxonomy places the organism in Eukaryota, Metazoa, Arthropoda, Insecta, Coleoptera, Staphylinidae.